AUGAAUCGACUAUUAUUUUUAUUUUUAUCAUUUCUUGUUACUUUUAACAUGGUCAAUAGUUAUGUUACUGAAACAGAUGGAAAAGUUGUUGUUCGUACAAAACGUCAACAAUGUAUUUGUGUAUACAUAUCAGCACAACAAGCACAAAUUCAAUGUUCAUGUGAUCAAAAUGGCUCAUCUACAAACAGUAUUAUUGAUAAAUCAAGUCAAGUUGUUCAACAACAAGAAUUACAAAAUGAAUUACAACAAAUUCAACCAUUUUCAAGUUCAAAAUGUGGUUGUGUUUUGAUAGUUCUUAAAAGUUCUACUUAUGGUGGAACAUCACCACAAUAUCAAUGUUCAUGUUCUCCAGAUAAUAUAAAAACAACACAACAAACUACAACUAUAGAAACAACAACAAUUAUGAAAACAACAUCUAAACCAACGAUAAUACCUUCAAAAAAUUCAGUUAUUGGAGCAAUUAGUAAAGAUGGUGUAACAAAUCCAUGUAGAUGUGUUAAAUUAUCAAGUAAAUCAUCUUCUGAAACAACACAAUAUCAAUGUAAUUGUCAAAAUAAACAGACAAUAAUUCCAGAAUAUGAAGUUGUUGAUAAUUCAAAUAUUAUCAUUGAAGAUCCACAUGGUAUAACAAAAGCUAAUGAAAUUGAAGUUACUGUACCAACAACAACACCAUUCUCAUACGAAGUUAAAAAUUAUAAUAAUAAUGAACCAUCAGUUACACAAUGUAUUGUUAUUAGUAUUCCAUCUCAAGGUAAUACAGCAUGUGUAUGUUCAGAAAAUUAUACACAAUGUACAGCAUCAACAUGUUGUCAUAAACGAAUGCGUUCAAUGAGACCUUAUACCUCUGAAAGUAAUAUUCCAGUUUCUAAGACAGAAACGGCAGUAGAUCUUCUUAUGGAUGUUUUGAAGAAACUUAAAACUACAUUAUAA
Molecule: messenger RNA, 930 nt
Organism: Strongyloides ratti
Lineage: Eukaryota; Metazoa; Nematoda; Chromadorea; Rhabditida; Strongyloididae
Exons: 2
Coding region: 1-930 (309 amino acids)
Source: RefSeq, a predicted model, not a curated record